Molecule: messenger RNA, 3560 nt
Organism: Chilo suppressalis (striped riceborer)
Lineage: Eukaryota; Metazoa; Arthropoda; Insecta; Lepidoptera; Crambidae
Source: the annotation of a GenBank genome assembly
ACAUUUGUCAUGAAAUAUGAAAAACUGCUUGAACGCGGUAACCAUCAGCGCCAUUGAGCUAAUUUAACCAAAUAAUUAUUAAACUUAUAAGUAUGGUAGACAUCUACUAAGAUGGAUGGUUUGUUCCAGGUUUGCAUAAUAGGCCUGAUCGCCAACAGCAUGAACAUCGCGGUGCUCACGCGCAGAGACAUGGCCGCCGCUCCCAUCAACCGACUGCUGAAGUGGCUGGCCGUCGCCGAUGUCUUCGUGAUGCUGGAGUACGUGCCUUUCGCUGUUUACAGAUAUUUGGUGCUGCCUGAGAAGUUGGACUUUCCAUACUCGUGGGCGGUAUACCUGCUGUUCCACAUGCACUUCGCUCAAAUCCUGCACACUGCUUCCAUAUGCCUCACCUUAUCAUUGGCCAUCUGGAGAUACAUUGCCAUUAAGUACACAGACAGGAGUCACAUCCUAUGCACAGAAAAGCGGUGUAGUAUAGCUAUACUGUCCAGCUUUAUAAUACCUCCAAUACUUUGCAUUCCUACUUUCAUGGUAUUUGAUAUUCACACGAAAAACGUUCCCGAUGGCCACGGAGGCUAUAACAAAGCGUACCACCUCGAGUCGGACUACGACGGAAGACUGUACCAGGCGAACUUCUGGGUACAUUCAGUGUUAAUAAAGCUGCUUCCGUGCUCGAUCCUGACAGUCAUCAGCGUGUGGUUGAUACGGGCGCUGUACAAAGCGAACCAGCAUCAGAAACAAAUGAGAAACUACAACUCCUCCUCCGCUGCGGAGAACAUGAUAAAACGCCAGAACAAGGCAGACAAGAGAACAGACAGGACGACAAAAAUGCUCCUAGCAGUGUUGCUACUUUUCUUGCUAACGGAACUGCCACAAGGCAUUCUGGGGCUAAUGAGCGGCCUUCUAGGGUGGUGUUUCUUCAAGAUGUGCUACAAUAGGAUAGGAGAAGUGAUGGAUAUACUUGCUCUCUUGAAUGGGUCGAUCAACUUCAUCCUCUACUGCUCUAUGUCGAGGCAGUUCAGACAGACCUUCAGGCAGUUGAUCUUACAACCUCCUUUGGCGAGGUUUAUUCCACCAACGGCGUCCCAUACUGACUCUCACAAUCAAAAUACACUGAAAACAUCGAUUCCAUGAGGGCAGGCGAAAAAAGGUCACAAUCAUGUGAUGGCCGAACAGUUCCUCUAGCACACUGGUCAUUGGGAAGAAUGCAAGCUGGUGUAAACGAACUGUGGAUUUGUUGAUGUGUGUUGAAAAGUGUUAUAUGUGAAGAAAAUGUUUGAAACUAAAUGUCCGUCGCACUAUGUAAGUUUUGCGCUGUAUAAGGCUGAAUAACGAAACGAAACUUAAAAAAUGAGAACUGCUCGAGUCGAUUAGGUAGAUAGCUAGUAAUAGUAAAUUACUUCAUAGUGCACUCAAUUAAUCUAUCCCUAUCCUAAUCACAAAAGAAAACAAAAAAUAAUAAGUGUUUACAACUUUCAAAAAUCGAAUUAAGUUUCUGUAUUUAAUAAAAUAGCAGUAAUUAUUGUUUGUGUUUAAAAAUGUUUAAGAAUGAGAUGACAGAUCGAUAGAGUGAUAAGCUAAUGGAGUUUUUUUAAUUUCGUUCAACUAUUAUUAUACAGUGUUCAUUCUUACUGGUAAUUUUAAGAGAUAGUGUUGCUAUUCGUUUUGCAAGCGCUACCUUUUAAACAUGUCAAAUCUGCGAUUUGAACACACCGCGAGAACAUGUCACGUGUUCGUUUUGAACAUGUCACAUGUGUGUUUUGAACAUGUCACAUGUGCAUUUUGAAAAUGUAUGAUCGGUUUUGUGCAUCAAUAUAAUUUAUGCUGCUUUCAAGCUUCUGUUGUGUAAAUCAUGUUAAACGAAUAUCAUAAUACAUAUAAUAUAUAUAUAUAUUUAAAAGAUUAAAAACGCUUAUAUUGUUAUAAAUUACUUUUUAUCGAUUAACACUUCUUUCUACGUCUGCACCGCGACAUGGAUUUUAAAUUAUAAUAUUUAAAUCGUGUUUUAUUUAUUCAAUAACAUUUUGGACAGUAUCUAUAGCCUUAAACAAUAAAAUAAUAUAAGAGUUACAAAUUAAAGCUCCCAGUUUUCAAAAAUAACAAAGUAGAUAAGGAUAGGGGUUAGGGUCAGCGUAGACAACAGCGUGAGGGACAGCUUUGGUACCGCAAGCGUCUUGCUUUGGUGGCUGCUUAUCAACAGGCCAGCCAUAUACUUGUUUGCCACCAUUUUCCUACCUUACCUACAGAUUUGCAUCCUUUGCCACCAUUAUUAAAGGAAAUAAUUUAAAAUGACUAGUUUUUAUGGAAAUGACAUUUGUAAAUCGAUGAACAGAGACGUACAGACCCGUCGUUCCCAUUGGGCACUUUGGGCAAGUGCCCAGGGCCCCGCGAUCAAUAGGGGCCCUACAAAGUCCCUAGUUCAUAGGGGCCCCAUUAUCCUAAUAUGCCCAGGGCCUCCAAUAGGUCAAAGACGGCACUGGAGACGUAUCACUGUGUUAGUAGUCUAAACUUCAUUAUUUUCAUCAUGAUCAGCCUAUUAAUGCCCCGCUGCUAGAGCCGAAGUCUGCCCUAUUGAUAAAAGAAGGAGGGGGAAGACUCACAACGUGUUUGGUGGAUGCUAAUGACUGCAGAUGCAGCCAGGACCAACGGCUUCAGGCGUUGUCCCUUUUAGGCUCCCUGUUAGCGGCUGACUGACUGAAUCUGAGCGGCGUUAACUCAAUGCUUUCGGCGGCGAUCUGUAGCGUAUUAACCGCGAAGCGCUUACGUAUUAUUGGAAGGGAAGACGGUUGUAAAUAUCAGUGUUGCGGCUGAUAGUGUUUGACGCCAUGGAUGUUGAAAUUAAAUUUGACAAUUCUUUAUUAUUCUGGAAGUGAUCGCUGAUUUGGAGGUCUUAAAUGAACAUACAUUUCAAAAAACACAACGCUUAGCUUCGACUUCCACGGACCAACUAAUAGCGCGCUACGCCGGCGCUUUUUUUAGUGCCUGUAGAGGUAUUCCAGGCGGAUGGCAUCUCUCCACAGGGGCAGUCUCUUCUCCGUCUGGAGCCACUAGACCACUCGAACCUGAGGGGGUCGGCUCCAACUAGAGGGCGUCUCUGAAACUCGGACCUCGGCUCUAGUUAGCCGUUGUCGUGGGGUAGUGACUAGUGAGCUAACUAAGCCGCAAAGCGUGAGCACCGUUCGCUGCGACUCAGCCACUCACUGAAUGAAACGUCGCAACCUACGUAUAGAAGAAGCCCAUGCACGAACUGUGACAUCCGUAAUCAUAUUUUCAUCGUAUUUCUUUUUUUAGUUUGUUCUUACGUCUGGCAGGGGUGCUGCUUAGUUUACAUAGAAACUUUGCCGAUGCGAUACGAUUACGUAGCUGUCAAAGUUCAGAUAUACUGUACUUCCUGGGCCCAUGACGUGAUACGUCUCAAUAGUUUAAGUUAGGUUAGUGUUGUGACCAUAACGCAAUUUCGUUAAUAGAGACCUUUUCAAAAAUAACGUCAAGUAAUCACCUCUUGGGCCCAGUAAGUACAGUUUUACUCAAAGUUCGUGAUCGAGUCUCAGUACGCGCUGUUU